UGUUCCCGGAGAUCUUUACAGGGAAUGCCGGGGAGCGUGGAAGCCGUCCCAACCUGCCAGCCCUCUGUGUAAUCCCAAAAGUGCAGUUUGGGGGUUACAUCCCAAACGUGCAGUGUUGACUGAGGCUCCCUGGGGAACUUCUCCCAGCUCUGGAUCACAACCAGCUCUUCAGAGAUGGGCAGGGCAGGGCAGGGCUGUAGCUCCUUCACGUCACUGCCGCGUGUCUCCAGGGCGUGGACUUUGCCACCCAGGACAGCCACCAAAGCUCUGCCUGUCUCUACCAGGGACCCGCGCGGGACAGCAGCUGCCUAAGUGCCCCGGACACAGACAAUAACAGAUUGACCAGAUCCAAGCACGAUGGCAACAGUCAAGGGCGUCUCAACUUUCAGUGCUGAGCAAGAAGCACAGGCACUAAGGAAGGCCAUGAAGGGAUUUGGCACGGAUGAAGAUGCCAUCAUUGAGACCUUGACCAAACUGAACGCUUCCCAACGUCAGCAAGUUCUGAUCACCUAUAAAAGCACUAUUGGCAGGGAUUUGAUUGAUGACUUGAAGUCUGAGCUGAGUGGGAAUUUUGAAAGAGUGAUCGUUGGUUUGAUGACUCCUACCACCAUGUAUGACGUGCAUGAACUGAGGAGGGCUCUAAAGGGAGCAGGGACAGAUGAAGGCUGCCUGAUUGAAAUCCUGGCUUCUCGCACCAAUGCAGAAAUUCGGCACAUCAAUGAGAACUACAAACUCCAGUAUGGCUCCACCCUUGAGGACGACAUUGUCUCUGACACGUCCUCCAUGUUCCGCAGAGUCCUCGUGUCCCUCGCCACGGGUAACAGAGAUGAGGGAACAUUUGUGGAUGAGGCCCUUGCUCAACAAGAUGCUCAGUGCCUGUAUGAAGCUGGGGAGAAGAGAUGGGGAACGGAUGAGGUGCAGUUCAUGUCCAUCCUCUGCACACGGAACAGGUGCCACCUGCUUAGAGUUUUUGAUGUGUACAGAGUGAUUGCUAAUAAGGACAUCACAGACAGCAUAAAAUCUGAGAUGUCAGGAGACCUUGAGGAUGCUUUGUUAGCUGUGGUAAAGUGCUUGAGGAAUAAACCUGCUUAUUUUGCUGAAAGAUUGUACAAAUCCAUGAAGGGCCUGGGCACCGACGACAGCACGCUGAUCCGGGUGAUGGUGUCCCGCUCGGAGAUAGACAUGCUCCACAUCAGGAGGGAGUUCCAGGCCAUGUACGGCAAAUCACUCCACUCCUUCAUUAAGGGAGACUGCUCAGGGGACUACAGGAAGGUUCUGCUCAGGCUGUGUGGUGGGGAGGAUUAAAGGAAGCCUGGGGAACCUGCUGGGUGAUGGGAAGCAGCUGAUCAUUGUUUAGGUUGGAAAAGAUCUUUAAGAUCAUCGAGCCCAAUCACGAUAAAUAUUUCUUUCUUCUUUUUUUUUUUCCCAAAUGCCUUAUUAAUUACUCUGAUUAUUAACUUAGGUUAGGUUAUGCUCUGGUUAGAUAGUAGCCAUUCUGGUUGAUCCUUUUGAUACACUUUUAUGCUUGGAACACCUAUUUGCCUACUAACUGGCCUGGUGAAGCCCAUCUUACACAGAAAGCUUUAACCAAAGGUAUAAUUGUUUCCUGACCAGCUGCCCCUUUGCUGUUGUGUUCACCAGCAAAAUGCAUCAACUAAAGCAAACCUGGAUGCACAGUGUGAGAGGCUACACAAGGAAAAAACCUCAUAGGUACAUGGAGACUGCAGAACAUGGGUUUGCUUCAGUUUUUCAGUAGAAUUAAAACACAAAGAAACCAAAUAUCUAAAAUGCAAGCAUGUUAAUAUAUAAACUUGCCUCUGUUAGUGUGGAACAUUAACAGCCUGGCUGUACUGUGUGUGUAUGUUGCCUGUAGGUCUGUAAGUGGGGAAGUUGUCACUGGUGACAUGAGAAAAACCUUUUUCUUCCCUGAUUAGAGCAACCCUGUGUUUUUGGUCUGUCUGCUGGAUCAUGGGAGUAUAAAUAAUUAGGGUUGUAUUAUAAAUCCUGCUUUGGAUAAAGUGAUGUUACUGGAAUGGUGCCUUUUAAAGAAUGACUUGUCCCCAAAACCCCACCUCACCAAAAACCCAAGUUAAAUUUUGCAGCAAUUUUUAAUUGAGAUGAAUAUAAUUAAAUAAAAGGUUACAUUUAAAUAAAAAUGUAUUCCAUUCUUCAUAAAAAUAA
Prinia subflava (tawny-flanked prinia) is the source of this 2181-nucleotide messenger RNA. It is a transcript of the gene ANXA4, whose product is annotated as annexin A4. NCBI's taxonomy places the organism in Eukaryota, Metazoa, Chordata, Aves, Passeriformes, Cisticolidae. Gene Ontology annotation, molecular function: calcium ion binding; calcium-dependent phospholipid binding. The record is from RefSeq and is a predicted model, not a curated record. The transcript is spliced from 13 exons. Bases 358 to 1305 code for a protein of 315 amino acids. Gene Ontology annotation, cellular component: cytoplasm.